Letharia columbiana is the source of this 2601-nucleotide messenger RNA. RefSeq lists its product as uncharacterized. NCBI's taxonomy places the organism in Eukaryota, Fungi, Ascomycota, Lecanoromycetes, Lecanorales, Parmeliaceae. Bases 1 to 2601 code for a protein of 866 amino acids. The record is from RefSeq and is a predicted model, not a curated record. The transcript has 2 exons.
AUGCCUAACAAGUAUUCACAUGGACUUGUUCUCUCUCAACAACAGUAUCGGGGCAUCAUCAACAACACCGAUCGCCCUCUGUCCUUGAAGACUCCCCCUGCACGCAAUUCCAGAUCCCAUAUUCACUCCACUGCAUCGUCAAUUCGCUCUUCCUCAAACUACUCGACUCAACGUUGUGUGUAUUCGGAUUAUCUCCGUCUCGAGCCUGACCCCGAACCAGAGCCUUCGUACGAUUACAGGACUUCUACCCGUAAACGUCCUCCAUCUUUCCAAUCAACACCUUCAGACCCUCCCCGAUUCGAGUCGACGUCUUCCGAACCGUCACGUCCACCCUCAGACCAGCUUCGCCUCGAGUCUCCCUUCGGUUUUCGAAUAGAAACCCGGCCUUCGCCACCUCCCGAGCUCGAGCCUACGCUUUCAGAGCAUGCACAUUACGAACUAUCCUCUCCACACCGUCCCAAUCCCGAGUCUUCAUCCCUAGAGCGGCUUCGUCUAGGGACUCCUUUUCCCCUUCGUCCUGGAAACCCUAGGCCAUCUUUGCACCACAAAAGCUCCUCUGUCGAAACACAGAUAUAUGCUCCCGAGGCCACCAUACCGCCUCCACCCACACGGGAACGCCAAGACCUAAUCUCUGUAGAGACACAUGAGUCCUAUCCCACGCCUCCAUCAUUCACAGAAGAGCGCCAGCAUGUAUUCUCGAUGGGGUCCCCGGAGACUUCCCCACCUCCUAUAUUCACAGAAGACCGCCAAGGGCGCUUUCCAUCGGAGACUCAGCGUGCCUAUUUGCCUUCUCCAACACGAGACCGCCGACAAAACUUCGCACAGAAGACUCAGGCCCUAGCUUCGCCCACGCUCUUACAAAGUCGCCAAGCCCAUUCUCCUUUUGGGACGCAGAAUUCGCCUUUGUUUCCCUCUGCUCGAGAAAUCCAAGAUUACUUCUCCAUAGCAACGCAGGGCUCACAGUCAACUCCUGCUGCGACAGAAGACCGUCGAGGUGGUUCCUCCGUGAAAGCCCGCUCCGCCUUGCUUACUCCAUCCCAGGAUGACCAGGAUCGUCUUUCAUUGGAUAUACAGCGAUUGCAGUCGUCUUCUCUAACAUCAGACCACCAACGUCGCCCCUCUUGGGGGACGCAGCACUCCUCUUCUGGGCGUCGACCCCAGAUUAUGCAGGGAUCAGUCCACGGCCGGAGACAGUCGAUUGAUUCACAAAAUGCAAGAGAUCGCCAAAAUCCACCUCUUUUGGGCCCUCGGCAAUUAUCUCUGAAUCAGUGUAUCAAGGAAACACAGCACAGCCGGAGACAAUCCAUUGAUCCGAACACUGCACAAGAGCGCCAACCUCGCCGUUCUCUGAGCACCCAGCAGCUAUCUUUGGAACAAUUCAUCCAAGAGUCGGAGCACACUCGGAAUCCUUCGACUGAUUCGCAGAUCUAUUCACCUCAACUGUCAUCAUCAUACACGGGGAGAUUGAAUCCACGUCAAACGAACUCAGCAAAUGCUCAAAGAUAUACUCCCAGGAGCACGUCGCUCGAGCAUAGCCCUCGAUCACGCCGGGAUCGGCCCUCAGCGCUUCCAGAACUCCAAAGGACAAGACCUCCACCAAUCCCACAACGUAGCGCAAGGCGCAGCCCUUCACGACAGCGAUCCAUUUUACGAUCGACCAAUUCGUCGGUUGUUUACCUCCCUUCGGAGCCUCCAAGACCGGAAACCUCUUCAGCUAUGGAUUCCCCGACCAACUCGAGAGAAGGCACGGCUUUGCAUUCUCCAACGUUUUCUCCACGGAGAUUUUCGACCAACGCAACCAUGUCUCCCCAAUCUGUGUCUUUCUCUAAUUUUAGUGAGACAAUGACAUCUCCCCGGCGGGUGUCGUUCAGCCAGUCUAGAGACAGGGAAUACUUCGAGGACGCAGAUCUUGAGUCUCUACCUUCAGAGAUUGACUUUAAUGUCUUACCUUACGAGGACCACAACGCCGGCCCGGCCAUUUUUCGUGCCACCCAGUUAGGAAUCGAAACCCCAGUCUCACCUCGCUACGAAAACCCCCAUGCCGGGCCAGCCUCCUUCCGCGCCAGUCAACCAGGACUUGGAAAACCAGUCUCACGUGAUAGACGGGUCUCAUCUCGUGCCUCGUCCUUCGACUCCGCGGCUCCUCCACCCAUUGGCUUGAACAGACGCAUAUCCCACGCCAUUGCUGAAUCAUACCAAGCUAGAAUGCCCAAAAAAGAAAGCAGAAUGUCACUACUUUCAUUCCUACGAUCAACGCCCACUCCCAAAGCCGUCCUUUACUCUGAAGUUACACAAGGCAAACCGCCAGUCCCAGUGUCCAUCUCGAGAACUGCCGCUCCCUCCAUUCCAUUGCUCUUCCCCGGAUACAGGGGUCAAUUUCCACCGAUGCGAAAGAUGCAAGAUAAGGGUUUGAGGUCUGGACUUGAGCCGAGGGUGAGACCUGGGUUAAACGCACGAACAAGCGCACCACGGAGUACUGCUCAUACAGAUGCGGCGGAGAAGAGGAAGUCGUGGUUCAAGGGCGAUGAUGACGACCAAAGCCACGGAGCAGGUCGUCCCGCGAGGAAAGCGGAGCUCGAGAGGAUAUUGAGCAAUCUGUGA